AUGGGGAUUAAAGAUAUUUCAAAUGAAGUACUGCAGAACCCUGAACUAUACGGUCUUAGGAGGUCUCAUAGAGCUACCGCUCACCAAAAUAGUGGGUAUUAUAACGACAGCGAUGACGACGACGACGAAGAUAAAAUUGUGCAUAACUCAAGGAGAAGAUCAAAACAUAAAAGUAAUAGCAACAACAGUAAUAAUAAUAAUAACAAUAAUAAUAAUGAUGAUGAUGAUGACGAUAACGACGAUAACGAGGAUGACGAGACAGUAUUAUCCGAUGAAGUCGAUGAAGACGACGAUGAUGAUGAGGAGUUAAAUGAAGAUGAUGACGACUAUUACGGAUCCCCUGUUAAAAAACAGGCAAAACAACAGCAUAGAAAGAAGAAACAAUCUUCUUCCUCCUCAAACGUAAAGAAAGAAAAGGAACUACAAUUGCCUACAAGAUUCUCAUCCCGUAAUAAUAGAACAGUCAAUUACAACCUGGAUUAUUCAGAUGACGACCUAUUAGAGUCCGAUUUGGAAAAGGAACAAUAUGACGAAAAUUUAGAUGAUGAGGAAGAUGAUGAAAAUUUAUCAGAUAAUUAUGAAUAUUCAGCCACUCCUCAACCUGAAGAAGACCACAGCAUUGACGUCAUAAUAACACAUAGGUUAAAGGAAUCAGCAGACAAAGAUUUAUUGAAAAUUGUCCCUGAUUUAAAUGACUGUAAAGAACAUUUCGAAUUCUUAAUUAAGUGGAACGAUGAAUCUUAUCUACAUAAUACUUGGGAAUCAUACGAAUCAUUGGGACCCGUCAAAGGUCUCAAAAGAUUAGACAACUACUGUAAACAAUUCAUUAUCCAAGACCAACAAAUAAGGUUAGAUCCAUACAUAACCAGGGAAGAUAUAGAAGUCAUGGAUAUGGAUAUGGAGAGAAGACUAGACGAAUUUAAAGAAUAUGAGAUCCCUGAAAGAAUUAUAGAUAGUGAUCGUAUUACUUUAGAAGACGGGUCAACACAAUUACAAUAUCUAGUCAAAUGGCGUCGUCUAAAUUAUGACGAAGCUACUUGGGAAAAUGCAAAUGACAUCGUUAAAUUAGCUCCAGAUCAAGUUAGACAUUUUCAAUCAAGAUCAAAUUCGAAAAUUUUACCACAAUAUUCUAGCAGUCAUCCUGCUACUCAAAGGCCACCUUUUGAAAAACUAAGCGUACAACCUUCUUUUAUUAAAAAUGGGGAAUUAAGAGAUUUUCAAUUGACAGGUAUCAAUUGGAUGGCUUUCUUGUGGUCAAAAAAUGAUAACGGUAUCUUAGCCGAUGAAAUGGGUUUGGGUAAAACUGUCCAAACUGUUGCAUUCUUAAGUUGGUUAGUUUAUGCCAGAAGGCAAAACGGUCCUCAUUUAGUAGUGGUCCCAUUAUCAACAAUGCCUGCUUGGCAAGAAACUUUUGAAAAAUGGUCUCCAGAUCUAAAUUGUAUUUAUUAUAUGGGUAAUCAAAAAUCAAGAGAUGCCAUUAGAGAAUAUGAAUUUUAUACCAAUCCACAAGCAAAAGGUAAGAAAAAUAUCAAAUUCAAUGUAUUAUUAACAACUUACGAAUAUAUUUUAAAAGAUCGUUCUGAAUUAGGUAGCGUUAAAUGGCAAUUUUUAGCCGUCGAUGAAGCUCAUAGAUUAAAAAAUGCCGAAUCAUCAUUAUAUGAAUCUUUAAAUAGUUUUAAAGUUUCAAAUCGUUUAUUAAUUACAGGUACCCCACUUCAAAAUAAUAUCAAGGAGCUAGCUGCAUUAGUUAAUUUCUUAAUGCCUGGAAGAUUUACUAUUGAUCAAGAAAUUGAUUUCGAAAAUCAAGAUGAAGAACAGGAACAUUAUAUCAGAGACUUACACCAAAGAUUACAACCUUUCAUAUUACGUCGUUUGAAGAAAGAUGUAGAGAAAUCUCUACCCUCGAAGACUGAACGUAUUCUGCGUGUUGAAUUAUCUGACGUCCAGACUGAUUAUUAUAAGAAUAUUUUAACUAAAAAUUAUUCUGCUUUAACAGCAGGCACGAAAGGUGGCCACUUCUCUUUAUUGAAUGUAAUGACUGAAUUGAAAAAAGCUUCUAAUCACCCAUAUCUUUUUGAUUAUGCCGAAGAACGUGUUUUGCAGAAAUUUGGUGAUGGAAAUAUGUCUAGAGAAAAUAUUUUAAGAGGUUUGAUCAUGUCGUCUGGUAAGAUGGUAUUGUUAGACCAACUAUUAACAAGAUUAAAAAGAGAUGGCCACCGUGUUUUAAUUUUUUCUCAGAUGGUUAGAAUGUUGGAUAUCAUGGGUGACUAUUUAUCCAUUAAAGGUAUCAACUUUCAAAGACUGGAUGGUACUGUACCAUCUGCUCAAAGAAGAAUAGCAAUUGAUCAUUUCAAUGCUCCUGAUUCAAAUGACGAUGUCUUUUUGUUAUCUACAAGAGCUGGUGGUCUAGGUAUUAAUUUAAUGACAGCAGAUACAGUUAUUAUUUUCGAUUCUGAUUGGAAUCCACAAGCAGAUUUACAAGCUAUGGCAAGAGCUCAUCGUAUCGGUCAAAAGAACCAUGUUAUGGUAUAUCGUUUAGUUUCUAAAGAUACUGUCGAAGAGGAAGUUUUAGAAAGAGCCCGUAAGAAAAUGAUCUUGGAAUAUGCUAUUAUUUCUCUUGGUGUCACUGACGGCAAAGUAUCAAAUAAAUCUAAAGAACCCAGUGCGGGUGAACUUUCGGAGAUUCUAAAAUUUGGUGCUGGUAAUAUGUUUGCUGCAAAAGAUAACCAAAAAAAAUUAGAAGAUUUGAACUUAGAUGAUGUCUUGAACCACGCUGAAGAUCAUAUUACUACACCUGAUCUAGGAGAGUCUCACUUAGGUGGGGAGGAAUUCUUGAAACAAUUUGAAGUCACUGAUUAUAAAGCGGAUGUUGACUGGGACGAUAUUAUUCCAAAAGAUGAACUAAAAAAGUUACAAGAUGAAGAACAAAGAAGAAAAGAUGAAGAAUAUGUUCAGGAACAACUUCAAAUGAUGAAUAGAAGAAAUAAUGCCUUAAAGAAGAUCAAAGACAGUGUAAAUGGUGAUGGCAUUAGUCAAGAUUCUGAUGAUGAUGAAUCAAUGAAAACUUCUAGAAAGAGAGCUAAAGCAAAUGAUUUGAACUCUAUUGGUGAAAGAGAGAUCCGUGCCUUAUACAGAGCUGUAUUAAAACACGGUGAUUUGAUUCCAGUUUUGGGUGAAUUGAUCGCUGAUGGUUCUUUACCAGUUAAAUCUAUCGAAAAAUAUGAAGAAAUUUAUACUGAAAUGAUGGAUAUGGCUAAAAAGUGUGUCGAGAAAGCGGAACAAGAAAGAUCACAGAUCUUUGAAGACUUAGAAAGGGAUGCCAAAGAAUUCAAGUUGAAGCUAAAAUCAGGAGAAAUUAAAUUAGAGGAUCAACCUAAGGAUAAUCCGUUAACCAGAUUGGCCGCCAAAAGAAGGGAGAAAAAGGCUGUUUUAUUUGAAUUUUAUGAUGUGAAGUCAUUAAAUGCUGAAUCAUUAGUCAAUAGGUCAAAUGAUUUGAAAUUAUUAAGCACUGUUAUAAGCAAGUUUUCCAAAGAUGAUCCAUUGAAGUUUACAAUAACUGGUAAAAUGCCAAAACCUGUACAAAGUUGGAAUUGUUUGUGGGAUAAAGAGGACGACGAAAAAUUAUUGGUCGGUGUUCAUAAGUACGGUUAUAACUCAUGGGUACAAAUACGAGAUGAUCCAUUCUUAGGGUUGGGAGAUAAGAUAUUUUUGAACGAAGGACCAGAUUCGAAAAAGACAACCCAACCACCUAGCAGUGGUACUAAUGAAACUUCUGAAACUGCUGUUGAAGCUGAGAAGAAAGGCAAAGGUAUUACUGGUUCUUCAAAGAAAGUUCCCGGUGCUAUUCAUUUAGGUAGAAGAGUCGACUACUUAAUUAGUUUCUUAAAGGAUGAGCCAAAGGAUACUGAUUCAUCAGGAUCUAACAACGACAAGCUACCUAAUGGGCCAACAAAGAAGAGACCUAGAAAGAUCACCGCAACAAACAGUAGUAAGACUAAUUCUCCUGGUCUAGAAAAACAGGAUACUGGCAAUGGUACUGAACCAUCAUCUAAAAGAUUGAAGCCAUUACCAAAGGGUCCUGCAGGGUUAAUACAUAAUAUGAGAAGUAGUUCAAACAGUCCAACAUCAUAUACCAAAUCCAAGACACCUAAGAAUCAUCCACAUGGCGGUGCGAACAAACCAAUAUCACCAGCCAGUACGUCUGAACACGAGAAAGAGUAUCCAGAAAUGGAUGAAGACGAAUGUAGACAAGUGAUGUCGAAGAUGAGAACAUCAUUGAUGAGGUUGAGGAAAGGUGGUAAAGGACUUGAUCGUAAAGAAUGGGCAAAGAUCUUAAAAACAGAACUAACAGCAAUUGGUGAUCAUAUCGAUUCACAUAAAACAGAAUCCAAGAAAACCACUAAUCCUGAAACAUUCCGCAUGUAUCUAUGGUCAUACAGUGCUAAUUUCUGGCCUGCUCCUGUAAAGAGCACUAAACUUAUGGCUAUGUACGACAAGAUAUCCAGCUCCCAAGACAAGAACUAA
Vanderwaltozyma polyspora DSM 70294 is the source of this 4524-nucleotide messenger RNA. RefSeq names its product chromatin-remodeling ATPase CHD1 (gene CHD1). The transcript has a single exon. The coding region runs from base 1 to 4524 and encodes 1507 amino acids. Gene Ontology annotation, cellular component: nucleus; chromatin. The record is from RefSeq and is a predicted model, not a curated record. NCBI's taxonomy places the organism in Eukaryota, Fungi, Ascomycota, Saccharomycetes, Saccharomycetales, Saccharomycetaceae. Gene Ontology annotation, molecular function: ATP hydrolysis activity; DNA binding; chromatin binding. Gene Ontology annotation, biological process: nucleosome organization; regulation of transcription by RNA polymerase II.